AACCGAAAAACAAAAAUCCCUAUUUACUUCCUCUUCUAAAUUUUUAACGACCGGCGAUUUUACAAGUUUCAGCCUGAGGCUUCAGCAUUAAAGCUAACAUUAUCAAAAAUGGCAUUAUCACCUCGUGAAUCUGGAAAGUUCGUUGCUUCACUUGGCAAAAACGUUAAAAUCAAAGACGAUGGUGUUAAAAAACUGGGGGACUUGCUGGUGAGCGAGAUUGAAAGCGGGAAACUGUCCAGUGAGAAUUUCAGUCAAGUUAAACUACAUCCAAAAUCAGAUGAUCCAAAAGCUCUUGACUGGUUAUUUGUUGUUGACACUUUGAAUUUUUGCUUCUGGCAUCUAGAAACUGAAACUGGAUGGACUGUGGAGGGCUACACUGGGUAUUUUGCACUUUGUGCGGCUAUUAAUAGAGCCUUAAAAGAAAAAGUGGAUAUCUUAAAUCCGAAAUAUUACUCUGAAGUCUCAGAAAAAGACCUCGCGAAAAUAUUCAGAAGCGACAAUGAUGUCCCAAUUCCCCUCCUCCAAGAACGUGUCAAAUGCUUGCAUGAAGUUGGAAACGUCCUUCUUGAAAAUUUUGAUGGUUCCUUUGAAAAUUGCGUCAAAAAAGCUGACAACAGCGCUGCAACUCUCUUGGAUUUGAUCGUUAACAAUUUCAAAUGCUUUAAAGACGAAGCUACUUACAAAGACAAGAAAAUUGCGAUUUACAAGAGAGCGCAAAUUUUAAUUGGCGACAUUUGGGCGUGUUUCCAUAACGAAGGAAUUGGCCAUUUUAAGGAUAUUGAUGAAAUAACGAUGUUCGCAGAUUACAGAAUUCCACAAACACUGUUAUACUUUGGUGUGUUUGAAUACAGUGAGGAUUUGAAGAAGAAAUUGCAAGAUAACAAAAUUCUUGAAAACGGGGAAGAAGAUGAAGUGGAAAUUAGAGCUUGUUCGAUACAUGCAGUGGAAUUGUUAAAAGAACACGCCAACAAAAAACUUACUGAUAAGAAAAUAAACGCGAUUUUAAUUGACCAUUUCUUAUGGGACUUUAGACGCGAACAUAAUAAGGAAAUUGUGGAGAAGAAGUUACCGUUCCACAAAACGUUUUCCAUUUAUUACUAACUAAGGAAAAUCAAACGGAAAUAUCAAGUUUUUGAAUAGGAAUUAAGCGACUCGUACUAAUUAAUGUAAGAUUUUCAGCGAGCAGUUGGCCAUGAAAUUAAAAAAAAAAACUUUCUGGUGGUAGUCAGGGAUACAAAGCAAAAACGUAUUUAUCUAUGGUAUUUAUUGACCAAUCAACAUCAAAAAAACUUUUUCAUUGCCAAAUAUUCUGUCAUAUAUUUUAUUACUUGAAAUAGUUGUAUGGAAAAAUCACUAAGAUUAAGAUUAUAAAUUGUUUCAUUGUUUUUAGAAUAAAAAUCUUAGAAUACA
Tribolium madens (black flour beetle) is the source of this 1410-nucleotide messenger RNA. Its product is annotated as queuosine salvage protein. The coding region runs from base 109 to 1101 and encodes 330 amino acids. Lineage: Eukaryota; Metazoa; Arthropoda; Insecta; Coleoptera; Tenebrionidae. The record is from RefSeq and is a predicted model, not a curated record. The transcript is spliced from 2 exons.